GGACUCUUUCCCCACGUACGGGUCCGCGAGCUGCGCUUCUCUGCCCAUCCAUGAAGGACACUCGCAAGGCGCGCGACCGGGGGCAAAGAAACUUCGAUGGGCGCCAUAGCCGCUUGACAGGACGCCUUAGCUCCGUACGUUAUAAGAACAGACGCCUCCCAGCCAGAUAACCGGAUUCUCAUCACUCGAAAAGCAGGCAUUCUCCCAUCAGUCUUGAUUCCCCCACAUUCCUUUUUUCUUCUCAGCCGACCUAUUCCUUUCUGUCUUUACUUCUCGAAGCCGCUCUUUUUUUGCAAGAUAUCAUCCGCCUUCGUUUCGGUAUUACCACAACCUACAAAGCAUAUAACCAACCCAAAUAUUCACUCUUCAAGAUGCGCUUCUCCGUUCUUACAGCCGCCGGUCUCCUCGGUGCAGCUGUCGCCGCCCCGGCCCCUUCCCCAGUUGCCCUCAACUUUGACGAUGUCGUCGUUGUCGGCCACGAUGGUACCCAUCAGGUCAUGAAGACUGCUGAGUACGAAGCUCUCCAGUCUGGUGCCGCUCUCGCCCCGGCUCCCCCCCUCAAGCUCCAUGAUAUCUCUCGCCGCGACUGCGCGCAGUCCACCGAGGUCCAGAUCUUGACGGACGAGGAGUUUCUCAACUGGGACGUUGCCAUCUCCCCUGUCCUGAGCACCAACGGCGGCGCCGCGACUGUCUCCGUUGCCAACGGUUACUCCAUCGCCAAUACCGUCACUGCCACAGCUGGCAUCUCGGCCACCGUCGAGAAGGUCAUCGGCCUCUCCCUCUCCGUCAGCUACUCCCAGAGCUGGACCACCACCGAGACCCAGACUCUCGGCUUCACUGUCCCCGAGGGCCAGUUCGGCGUCGUCGUGUCCCAGCCCAGCGUCCGCCGCGUCACUGGCAACAUCCUCUCCGGCUGCACCGACAGCCCCGACAAGAGCGAUUUCGUCUCCGAUACCUACACUGCCCAAUCCUACGGCAGCCUCUCCUGGGUCAAGGGCGUCAUUCGUCUUUGCAACAGCACUACCUACCCCAUCCCCUACUGCAUUGGCGAGGGUGAGCACCGUUAAAUGUCUCACGUUGUGGCCGCCCCGGACUGAAAGAGUUUGGGCGCAGAAGCCUGAUGAUAAUCAUUAUUCAGCUCUCAGAGAGAGUCAUCGAACCUUAGGGACACGUCUGGAACGGACAGGCGUUUUUGCAGCUCUUGGCUUAGAACCCCUGGGACACGCACGAUGUAAUGUCCACAUCAUCUCUUGUCUUUAUGUGAAAGUGGAUCAAUUGCAACCUGGCUUGUCUUGGCCUACAGUGGGAGAUGAACAAAUGAUCCAAGUGAC
This is a messenger RNA of Colletotrichum navitas, 1331 nucleotides long. RefSeq lists its product as uncharacterized. Lineage: Eukaryota; Fungi; Ascomycota; Sordariomycetes; Glomerellales; Glomerellaceae. Bases 372 to 1067 code for a protein of 231 amino acids. The record is from RefSeq and is a predicted model, not a curated record. The transcript has 2 exons.